UUAUUCCUUGUCAACCUCAUUGCAUAAGAACCUAUUCGAAAAAAAGAAAAUAACAAAAAGGCCGAACAAAACGAAAAGAACAUCAGAUUUCUCCGACUUUAAUAAUGCUCUAUGUAGGUACAACGGCACGCCACAGAACGUUAAAUCGCUUUCACAAUCUCCGAAGAACGCACCGGAUGAACAAGCAUUCGAAAACAAUCAAACAAGAAUUAAAAAGAUGGUAGAAUUCGGAUAUUUAUUAAUUUUACUCGCACAAAAAAUCCUCGCGGUUUUAUUAAUACCGUAUUUUUGGUGGAUUUCGAAAAAACCCAAGAAAAUAAUUCCAAAAAUCGAUAACCCCAUCUUAUUUUAUAGUGCAACAAAACUAUCAGAAAAAAUUAGAAAUCGAGAGCUCACAUCCGAACAAAUUAUCAAAGCUUAUAUCGACCGUGUAAAAGUAGUCGAUAUAAUUUUAAAAGCUGUGGUUCAAAAUCGAUUUGACAUCGCUUUGGCCGAAGCUAAAAACGUCGAUGGUUAUUUAAAAUCGUGCGAUUUAACCGAAAAUGAAUUAAAAGUUAAAUAUCCUUUAUUGGGAGUUCCAAUAACUGUCAAAGAAAGUUGUAGUUUGCAAGGAAUGUCUUAUAGCGUUGGUUCAAAACUUCGUAGAGGAGUCGUUGCAAAAUCGGAUGGAAUCGCUGUUAAAAAGUUAAGGGAAGCCGGGGCUAUUCCAAUUUUAGUUUCAAACACGCCCGAAUUGUGUUUAUUUUGGGAAUCGAACAAUUUAAUUCAUGAGAGGACUUGUAAUCCUUACGAUACUAAUCGAACGAGUGCGGGGUCUUCAGGAGGAGAAGGAAGUUUAUUGGGGAGUGGUGCUUCAAUAAUAGGAGUCGGAUCCGAUGUAGCCGGUUCAAUCCGAUUACCCGCGAUGUUUAACGGAGUUUUUGGACACAAACCAACUUCAAGAAUCAUCCCAAUAGAUGGUCAUUACCCAUCAAGUAUAAACGACACAUUAAAAGAUUUCUUAGUAAUUGGCCCCAUGACGAGAUACGCCGAAGAUUUGGCGUUAAUGACAAAGAUAAUGUGCGAUGAAAAAUUAACUUUAAACUGGAAUGAGAUAGAUACAAGCAAAUUAAACGUUUACUACGAAUAUCAACUCGAAAAAGCGUUAUUUACCCCAAAAACUCACAAAGACAUCGAAAGGGCGAUUCAAAAAAGCGUGCAAAGUUUAAAAACGUAUUCAAACGCAACGAUUAAGCAUCACAAAUUCGAUUUGAGUAAUACAAACGAAAUGUGUCUCUCGAUUAUUUUCGAUAUGGAAAAUAUUCCGAAUGUUUUAAUGGAAUCGAUGAAACCGAAAAAAUCGAGACAUCUUUACUUGGAGAUAUUAAAAUCGCUUUUAUUUUGUUCCGAUUAUUCGCUUCAAGGAUUAUUUUUUUACGCUUUACAACACACGAACGUUUUUAUAUCGAAAAGAAAAUGUGAUUUUUAUAAAAAUAAGGCGUUAAUGUUGAAAAAUGAUUUUUUGGAAAAAUUAGGGAAUAACGGAGUAUUUUUAUUCCCGACAUACCCAACAUCAGCCGUUUUACACAAUAAAUUAUUUGUGGAAACAUCCAACGUGGUUUACAUGCUGUUAUUUAACGUUUUGGGGUUCCCCUCAACUCACGUUCCAAUCGGAAGAGACAGUAAUAAUUUACCAAUUGGAAUUCAAGUGGUAGCAGCACCUUAUCGCGAUAAUUUAUGUUUCAGCGUUGCCAAAGAACUAGAGAAACAAUUUGGGGGGUGGAGUGAACCUUAGAUUUAAAAUUUAUAAUCAAAUAAAAAUAAUUAAAAGUA
This is a messenger RNA of Onthophagus taurus, 1812 nucleotides long. The record is from RefSeq and is a predicted model, not a curated record. NCBI's taxonomy places the organism in Eukaryota, Metazoa, Arthropoda, Insecta, Coleoptera, Scarabaeidae.